AUGCCGACGUCGCCGACCGAGGAUGACCGCCAGCGGCGCAUCAUCCAGUUUGCGGAGGAAUGGGGUCUCGAGCCCCCGCCGUCGCCGACGCCGUUGACGCGGCCUUCAAGCCCCCCCAGCUUCCGGACCUCGGAGGACGACUUCAAGGCAGAGGAGCUCCUGAAGCGCAAGCAAAUGUCCCAUGGCCGCACAGAGUCCACCACGAAUCUACGGCGCGCCUUCACGGGGAAGAAGAAGACGUGGGACUACAAGCUCGUCUUCGACACUCUCGACAAGCAUGUCGCCGAUGGUGGAUCGCCCGGCGUCGCUGAGGCUCUCAUUAUACAGCUCGUCUCAUCCGGCGGCGACGUCAACAUGGCGCAAAAGGCAAAGACGAGUAUCCUACCUCGCCGGAAAAGCCUCGACAGCUUUGGCGAGCGCAGCAAAGUGCUGCAGCACGCCGUUCACAAUGGCCAGGUCGACAUGAUUCAGGUCCUGUUACCCCAUGCCGACGCAUUUGCCCUGGACGCCUCAUUACCCGUAGCCAUGCAGUCUGAAAAUGUAAAGGUCGUUGAGCUCCUGCUUCGUUACGGGGCCGGGGUGGCGCAUAGCCCCGAAGCGCAGGAAUCGUUCCGCCAGGCGUGCGCGUCCGGCGGCCAAGCGGACUUGGUGGGCAUCGUUCUCCGAUCCGAGGGCCGGCCGCCGACUUCGUGGCUCUCGCAGUGCAUGGUGGACGCGACGAAGGCAGGGUGUCUGGAAACGGUGCUUCAACUGAGUCGAUCCAACGCCGAUGGCGACUACAACCAGGCGGAGGCGCUCAAGAUAGCAAUCGGGCAGGGACGUCACGACAUUGCUCUCGCGAUCCUCAUGGGCAACCACCCACCGAAACGCCCGGGACUGGACGAGGCUUUCUCGAAUCUGUUAGAUCACCCUUCCAUGAACCCCAGAGACAAGCUCGCCGUGGCAGAGCUGCUACUAUGCGCCGGCACGGACGGUGAUGCGCCCGCCAUGGCGUUAAUCCAUGCCGCAGCGGCGGAAUUCCAAGACAUGGUCAGUCUUUUGGUCAGGUACGGGGUCUCCAUAGAGUAUCAGGACGCAAUGGCCAUCCGGAAGGCCGUUCAGAAUGGACGGGUAGAUGUUGCGCACAUCAUUCUCAGCGGCAACACGGAACUCAGCGCAACACAUGCCUCGGAGUGCGUUGAGUUGAUACCGAAGAACAUGGGGGUGGAAAACCGUCGGUUACUAUUAGAUCUGCUACUACGAAGAGGGGCGAGCGGAACCGCGCUGCACGACAUGCUUAUUGAGGCAGCGGAGGCGGGCGACGUCGACUCGGCCAAGCUGCUUCUCACAGCCGUCUUCCCGGGUGGCCGCCCCAUUGCCGAACAUGACGUGAAGAAAGGACCGAGAUCAAUGGUGUACGACCGCCAUCAAACGGCCUCCGUCGAGCACAAGGGCGGUUUGGCUCUGCAGAUCGCAGUCAUGAGAAGCGAUGCGGCGAUGACUAAGGAGCUCCUCAUGGGCAAACCAUCCAGCGAAACGUUGGCCCAGAUCUUUCCUCUGACAAAGACACUAUCACGGAAGAAUCGAUAUCGUAUGGUGGAAUGUUUUCUCACGAGCGGUCUCGCUGGGCCCAUUGUCCAUGACGCGUUACAAGAAGCCAUUGACGAGGAGCCACCACACCGCGACGAGGACUUGAUUGGACUUUUUUUAAAGUACAAUACCGACAUCAACACAAACGAAGGCUCGGCCCUGGUCGCUGCUGUGUCACAAAAGGACGUGAGAUUACUCAUUGCGCUGCUCAAGAAGAACGUGACUCCACACACUGCUGCCGGUGUGCUGCCCAGGAUCAUUGCGACUCAGGAUUCCAAGGCGAGGUUAGACAUGGCCACGUUGCUGUUGACGUCGGUGCCUGACUUGGACCCGGCCAAGGUCUCUCAGGCGAUGCUCAACGCGCUAAAUUAUCGGCCAGCCGAUCUGAAGCUUCUGCAAGUGUUGUUGGUGCAGGGCCAUGCCGAUGUCAAUGUCGACAACGGCAACGCCAUGGCUUCCGCAAUCCACAGCCAUGAUCCGUCAGUUCUAGAGACACUUCUAAUGCACGGCAAACCUUCUUCCGCUACGGUCAGCAGGGCUGUCAACGAAUUUGGGCAACUAAUCUUCUCAGAUACCAAGGCAGCAAAGCUAGAGAUUCUCUUGCAAAACACAAAAGACAGGGCCCCCUUCAACGACGUCCUCGUCAAGGAGGUUCACGCUCUCCUUCAGACCCUACCUGAGCAUCGACAACUAUCCAUCGUGAAAGUCUUGCUCAGCGCCGGUGCCGAUGUGAAUUCUCACAACGCCGCGGCUCUUUGCCACGCCGUAGCUGCCAGCGAUACGCAGAUCACCGAUCUCCUCUUCGCCGCCCAUCCGAACCCGGCGUCGCUCGCAUCAGCUCUGCCGCACGCGCUACGGAUCGCCGACCCGAUGGACCGUCUUGAUUUCUCCCAAAAGUUGUUAGACGCUGGCGCGCCGAGCGCCGAGGCGAACAGAGCGCUCGGGUUCGCCAUCAACACCUACACGAACGACAUACCACUGCUCCGCACCCUCUCGGCCAAGGCCAACACGAGCGAUGGAGAGGCCCUGGUUUCGGCUGUGAAGAAGGAGCGUCAUGAUAUCGUCCAACUCGUCUUGGCUCAAAAGCAUCCGCUUCCUGUGCUCAACGAUGCCUUUGCCGAGGCGGCUCUCCUAUCGAACCGAGAAGCAAGGGCGGCGAUAUGCGAGGUGUUGCUGCAGCAUGGCGCCUCAGGCUCCGUGCUUUCAGACGCAUUGCUUGCGGCGGCCGCUGACGGUGAUCUGGUGUUGGGUAAUCUUCUCGUCAGCCACGGGGCGCAGAUUGACGAGGAUGCCAUCGUGGAAGCAUGCCGCUCGGGUGCUGCUGAUGUGCUCACUAUGCUCCUCAGUGGCACCACGACACCCAAGCGAUCGACCAUAGAGAGGGGAUUCCAGGCCGCCACCGAGGUCGGCAAUCUCAAGACGCGCGCCGCCAUCCUGGAGCCUCUUUUGGUCCACGGAGUAGAGGGAGAGGCGCUUGACACGCAGCUGGCAUCCGCGGUUCGAUUCGGCGAAGAAGGCGACGACUUGGUCAAGAUCCUGCUGGAAGCCGGCGCAGACCCGAAUCACAACAAGGGCGAGGCCAUCUGGGCGGCCACGAGGAGCGCCUACCUGAGCAGUCUGAAAAUGAUGCUGGGGCUGGUCGACCUCGGGACGCGGCUAGUGAGUACACCAUCGAGCGCUUCGCUGAGAUCCAUUGCCUCCGCCAAAUCCCAUACUUCACUAAAGGGGUCUAACAAGAAGAAGCAACACAAGCCCUCGCACGCCACGCUCAAUAGGGCGCUGAGGGCGGCUUGGAAGCUUAGCCGCGAACCCCGUACCGCCGCGAUCGAAAUGCUGUUCCGGGCCGGUUUGCCCGUUUCCGACGACUUGCACGUCGUCCUGAACAACGCAAUCAAUGAGGAGGAGCUCGAUCUCAAGAUCAUUCGGUCUCUACUAAGGUACGGUGCCUCGCCCAUCGCCAACGAAUGCCAGACCCUGGUCGACGCUACGAGGAGAGCCCUGGUGAAGCCGCUUGCCUUUAUGCUCGAGUCCAAGAUCUUGUCGGCGGAUCUCAAUCUAGCCAUCAGAGAAGGGUACACGAGGGAGAACACGGAGGUUUGGUUCUCGGAAGCCGGCUUUACAAUCCUGCACAGCUUCCUGAAAAAGGGAGCCCACGGCGACGGCCUGAGCUCCGUCCUCACUCAAGUUGUCGAUCUGCCAUUAUCCGAAAGCGAGCCCGACAGCCUCGCACUCGCCAACGGCUUCGUCGACAUCCUCCUCGAUCACAAAGUCGACGUCAACUACGCUGAUGGAAAGCUGCUGCAGACCGCCGCCGCCGCUUGCAACUCCUUCUUGGUCAAAAGGCUACUAGAGAAGAAGCCCAACACCGAAUCGAUAUCCCGAUCAUUUUACCGCAUCUUUGACAACCCAGCCUCGGAAGACGAGGCUCUGGAAUUAAUUACAAUGUUUACUGAAUACGCUGACGGGGAGACGAGGCUGGACGUCAUGUAUACGCCGCCGGACUCGAUACCCCUGAUGUUUCUCGCCCUGCAGCAGCACCCACGCUCGAUCCGAAUCACAAAGGCCCUCUUGGACGCCGGGUACUACUACGAUCAGAUGAUGCCUUGCAAGGUCGCGGAAGACCUUGAGGAGGAACCUAUGACGCUCAUGAUGUGGGCGCUGCUCCAGCCGCAGAAGAAGGUCAGCAGCGGCAUCAUUCAGAUGCUCAUCGAGACCGGCGCCAAGGUCAACUUUGAAUCACGAGUCUCUCAAUCGACGCCGCUCAUGCUGUCCAUCCGGAACCGUCGACCUGACGUUGUCAAGAUGUUGCUGCUGGAGGGCGCGGAAGUGGACGUGUGCGACGUGAAAGGGAACACGCCGCUGACAUUAUCAACCGAAAUUGGAGGGGAAACGGCCAUCAAGAUGAUGUCCAACCUACUCGCAGCUGGUGCCUCGCGCAACGACGGGUCGCUUCACAAUUCGGCCCGCGAACUGAACCUCCCGGCCUGCCAGGUCCUCGUGCAAUACGGACACGAGCCUGACUUCCCCAGCACGCUCCACGGAGGCCGGAGUGCGCUGGGAGAACUCGCUCGACAUUGCGCGGACAAUGGCGAGCUCACCGCGGCCAGACAAAAGCUCAUGGAGAGGGUCAUCAACUUCCUCAUCGAGGCCGGUUCGGAUACCACGCUGAGAUCCGAGGGAAAGUCGAUCCUGCUCCUCGCAUUGGAGUCCCGCGACCCCCUCGUCACCUGCCGAACCCUCCUCAAGGCGGGUAUGUGGAAGUACAUAAACAAAAAGUUCAACCACUACUCGGACGGCAAGAUGACCUACUCGCCGACAAUGUACAUCAUGCACGUCCUCCCCAAAUCGGACCAGCAAGAUGCCCUCCUCAAGCUCCUUCGCGCCAACCGCGCCGAGGACGUCUACUACGCCAACAUGGGCCCCCAACCCGAAGGCGCCGUCGGCAUGCCCGAGGACGUGGAGGCGCAGGAACGCACGCGGCGCGCCCGCCUCGACCGCAUCAACCUCGAGCAGGAAGACCACGCGCUCUCCAUUGCGCGCAACCGCGAGCUGGCGACGGUCCAGGCGCAAAUCUGGUCCGCGCAGGCGGAGCUUGAGGACUCGCGGCGGCAACGCGUGGCGCAGGACGAGCUCGUGGCGCUCAACGAGCGCGCGCGCAUCGAGGAGGACCACUUUGCGGCCGCGAUGCGGCGCAAGCGCAACGAGCGCAGCGCGGACCUGGAGCACCAGGCCGCGCUGACGGAGGCGAGCAUCACGCGGGCGCGGGCCGUGGAGCUGGCCGAGUCGGAUCUGACGAUGGCGCGGCAGACCAUGAUGCUCGAGUGGGAGAAGCAGAUUGCGACCGAGAAGGUGGACCAGGCCAAGACGCUGAGCGCGAUUCGCGUCGCGGAGAGGGAGGACGUGGACCGUCUGGACCGGGAGCAGGAGGAGAGGUUCCGGGCGAGGUUGGCGGAGCAGAGGAGGCUUGUGGACGGGCAGACGCACCUCGCGAGCCAGCUUACGAACGCGGGGGUUAAUGGGAGGAGGCAGAUUGGGUACAUUACGGGGGAGAUUCGAGAUUAG
Colletotrichum orchidophilum is the source of this 5631-nucleotide messenger RNA. RefSeq lists its product as uncharacterized. Bases 1 to 5631 code for a protein of 1876 amino acids. The transcript has 2 exons. Lineage: Eukaryota; Fungi; Ascomycota; Sordariomycetes; Glomerellales; Glomerellaceae. The record is from RefSeq and is a predicted model, not a curated record. Gene Ontology annotation, molecular function: protein binding.